GCAUAGCACAAUAGGUGUCUGAUUAUUAUAAAGUGUGGCUAUAAAAUGAGUUGGUUCUGUAGCUCUUGAAUUCAUUGGAUUAUUAGCAUGAGAGACAUGAAAGAAGGCAUUUCCAAAACAAAUGAGUACUUGUUGAAGAAGAAGGUCUUGUUGAGUCUCUUGGCUACCUUGGUUCUUGCGGGGGCAGUGAUUUGCAUUGUGGCGGGAGCAAGGUCCCACAACAAGGAUGAACCAUCUCCUCCGUCCCAUGGCAUCAUCAAAAGCGCUUGCAGCAGCACAUUGUACCCGGAGCUCUGCUUUUCAUCCAUAACCUCCGAACAUGAGAACGUGACCAACAAGCUUUUCUCCCACAAAGAUGUCAUAAACGUGGCACUGGAUAUUGGGUACAGAUUCGUCCAUCGCAACUACUUGCUGGUGGAGAAGCUCUUAACACGAAAGAGUCUGAGCAAGAGAGUGAAAACCGCCCUGAACGAUUGCUUGGAGACCAUUGGCGAAACACUGGACGACAUUACCAAAGCGAAGAAGGACCUCCAAGAUUACCCAUCCCAGACCAAGUCUCUCUAUAAGCAUGCUGAUGACAUCAAAACAUUCAUCAGCUCCGCCGUAACCAACCACGUUACUUGCUUGGACGGCUUCUCUCACAAGUUAGCUGAGAAGCGCUUCAGGAAACUAUAUCUGCUGAAAGCCCAAUUAUACGCGCAGUACUUGUGCAGCAAUGCGUUGGCUAUGGCAAAGAACCUGACUGACACUGACAUAGCCAUUCACGAGAAGAGCAUGAGCAUGAAGGAGAGGAAGAUGGUGGAGAAGGAGGAGUGGCCGGAGUGGAUCUCCGCCGAGGACAAGCGGCUUCUGCAGUCUGAUUCGGUGACUCCCAACGUGGUGGUGGCGGCGGACGGCAGCGGGAACUACAAGACAGUAUCGGCUGCGGUGGCUGCGGCUCCUUCGAAGAGUAGCAGCAGAUACGUGAUUAGGAUCAAAGCAGGAGUGUACAGAGAGACUGUGGAUGUGCCAAGCUCGAAGACUAACAUCAUGUUGUUGGGAGAUGGAAGUAGCAAAACCAUCAUCACUGCAAGUAAAAAUGUAGUCGAUGGAGGCACGACCUUCCACUCUGCGACAGUGGCGGUAGUGGGUGACGGGUUCUUGGCGCGAGGCAUAACGUUCCAGAAUGCAGCAGGGCCGUCAAAAGAGCAAGCAGUGGCCCUAAGAGUUGGAGCAGACCUCUCAGCCUUCUACUUGUGUGGCUUCAUAGCGUACCAAGACACUCUCUACGUCCACAGCAAUCGCCAGUUCUUCGUCAAAUGCUACGUCGCAGGCACAGUGGACUUCAUCUUUGGCAACUCAGCUGCUGUCUUACAAGACUGCGACAUCAACGCCAGGCGUCCCAAUCCAAAACAAAAGAACACCAUCACCGCACAAGGCCGCACUGACGCUAACCAAAACACUGGCAUUGUCAUCCAAAAAAGUAGGAUUAACGCCACCACUGACUUGUAUGCUGUCAAAAACACCUUCCAAUCGUUUCUCGGCAGGCCUUGGCAGGACCAUUCCCGAACUGUCAUCAUGCAAACCAGUAUAAGUGAUAUCAUUGACCCUGCUGGCUGGUUAGAGUGGGAUGCCGAUUCUCCUUUGGACCCCUUGUAUUAUGGAGAAUAUAAGAACACUGGCGCUGGAGCUUCCACCUCCAAGAGGGUUAAUUGGAAAGGCUUCAAGGUAAUCACUAGUGCUUCCGAGGCACAAAGUUUCACCCCUGGCAAUUUCAUUUCUGGUUCUAACUGGUUGCCUUCUACUGGCUUUCCUUACUCCCUUGGCCUUUAAUGUAAUUUCCCUCUUCAUAAGAUUUAAGUUGUAAUGUACUGUACUCCUUUUUUUUUCUUUUCAAGUUGUUCCAAUGUACUCCUUAAUUUCUCAUUCUAUGAUUUAUGUCUUAUGAAGUUUUAUGUCAAUGUUAUUUUUUUCAA
Messenger RNA from Cajanus cajan (pigeon pea), 1955 nucleotides. Its product is annotated as pectinesterase. Gene Ontology annotation, biological process: cell wall modification. Gene Ontology annotation, molecular function: pectinesterase activity; enzyme inhibitor activity. Lineage: Eukaryota; Viridiplantae; Streptophyta; Magnoliopsida; Fabales; Fabaceae. The record is from RefSeq and is a predicted model, not a curated record.